This is a messenger RNA of Penicillium robsamsonii, 1563 nucleotides long. Its product is annotated as mannitol dehydrogenase family protein. NCBI's taxonomy places the organism in Eukaryota, Fungi, Ascomycota, Eurotiomycetes, Eurotiales, Aspergillaceae. Gene Ontology annotation, molecular function: mannitol dehydrogenase activity. The transcript has a single exon. The coding region runs from base 1 to 1563 and encodes 520 amino acids. The record is from RefSeq and is a predicted model, not a curated record.
AUGGCAGCCCUAAGGCUCAACACCAAGAACCUGGACUUAAUUGGGAGGGCAGGCCGUGGGAAGCUUCAAAUCCCAAGCCACCGUAUACGCAAUGCUGGCGCCGUUAAGGAGGGAAUUGUCCACAUUGGCGUGGGCGGUUUCCACAGAGCUCAUCUGGCCGUCUACGUCGACCAAUUAAUGGAGAAGCAUGGUAUUAAGAACUUCGCGAUUUGCGGCGUUGGCUUGCAGCCCUUCGAUUCUGCCAUGCGUGAUGUCCUGAGAGAGCAGGACCACCUCUACACCGUCAUGGAGCGCUCUGACAAGGGAAGCUUCGCCCAUGUCGUUGGAUGCAUCAAUUCCUACCUCUAUGCCCCAGACAACCGCGAAGCCGUCAUUGCCAAGAUGGCCCACCCUGAUACCCAUAUUGUGUCGCUCACCAUCACCGAAAGCGGCUACUACUACAACGAGAACACACACGAGCUGCAAAGCGAACACCCCGAUAUCAAGUACGAUGCCACCGCGGCCAACGAGAACGCACCGCGCACAACCUUCGGUUUUCUCUACGCUGCCCUGGCACGACGUCACCGACAAGGACUUAACCCCUUCACCGUCAUGUCGUGCGAUAACAUGCAGAAGAAUGGCUCCAUCACACGCCACAUGCUAGAGUCAUUUGCGCGCAUGCGCAACCCUGAGGUUGCCGAGUGGAUUGCCGAGAAAGGCGCCUUCCCCAACGCCAUGGUAGACCGCAUCACACCUCAGACAGAAAGUGUCGAUAAAGAGGCACUGGCCGAAAACUUUGGCAUCGAGGACUCAUGGCCCGUUGUCACAGAGCCCUUUAAGCAAUGGGUUAUCGAAGACAAGUUCUCCGAUGGUCGCCCACCUUUCGAGAAGGUCGGUGUCCAGGUUGUUAAUAACGUCCACGACGUUGAGCAGUUCGAGAUGCACAAGCUCCGUCUGCUCAAUGGAAGUCACUCAGCCAUUGGCUACCCAGGUCAACUGGCUGGCUUCAAAUACGUCCACGAGGUCAUGCAGAACGCCAAGCUGCGCAAGUUGGUGUGGGAGAUGAUGCAGGAGGAGGUGAAGCCGCUCUUGCCCAACAUCCCCGGCGUCGACAUCGACCAGUACAGCAGAACUCUCAUGAAGCGCUUCUCCAACUCCACAAUCCAGGAUCAGCUGCCUCGCAUCUGCCUCAAUGCCUCUGGCAAGAUCCCACAGUUCAUCAUGCCCUCGAUUGCCGAGGUGAUCAUGAAGUCUAAUGCAGAUAAGCGUGAAUAUCCUUUCCGCCGCCUGUGCUUUGUUGCUGCGGCUUGGUUCACUUAUAUCAGGGGCGUCGAUGACAAGAAGGUUCCAUUCAACGUCAACGACCCCAUGCUUGACGAGCUCCGGGCUGCGGCCAAGGCCGACCCUGGCGGUCCUUUGGGACUACUUCAGAUCAAGAACCUGUUCGGUGACGACUUGCGCACAGAUAAGAGGUUCAUCGCCGAGAUGACACAGGCCAUGAAAGACAUUUCCGAGAAGGGCGUCUUGGCCACACUCGAUGAGUACUUCCCAGAUACAAAGGAAGACCGAAACGACGUUGACUAA